UUCGUGUUGAAUGCGCUUGAAACGGUAUCUCCCUGCCACCAACCUAUCCUCCGUUGUGAGGAAACACGCCAUCUUUCCGUAUAGUUUAACGACGAAAUGCUCACAGGGCAACACAUAAAUCUUGCUGAUCCGGAAUAUGCGCCCUCACUAGUUCGACCACCCUCACCAUCGAGUUCGAUUGGCACGGACUAUGGCCCGGACGAAACAACACCAGAAGAAUCCGCGAAGUCUCCAGAGCAGUUCUCAAGAGAAUGUGAAGCCAGAAUCAUGCUGACUGUACCUAGGCCCGAAGAAGAGGAAGCCAACAAAGACAUACUGCUUAAGAGACCAAAGACACAGAUCGAGGAAAGAGAAAUGCAUAGGACAGUUAUGGAGAACCUGCGCAAUGCCGUCAGGAAACUUCAAGAGGAUGAAUUGUAUGAACAGAUCAUGCUUCGCGGAACGCAAGUCACAAACGUUCAACAGCCUUCGUCCAAUAACAUCGACGUGAUUAUGCAGAGCAUAAUGGGUCCUCCGACUACUUCAACUUCACCAGUUUUGUUCCCUCCACCUACCUCACCUUUCCCUCAAAGUCCUAGCUUCGCUGCAAGUCCCGCUCAUAGUCAUGCAAGCUUUUUCGGUACCGGGAACGCAGGCAGCGAUGUAGGCUCUCCUACCAGUAGUACAACAAAGAGAACGACGAGGGCUCGGAAGGCUAAAAGUCGUAGGUAGUCGUCAUAUACCCGACAAUAACAGCAUAUCAUGUAUGUAUGUACGUUAUCAAUAACAAUAUUAUGGAACCAUGUAUUAAUCAAUCCAC
This is a messenger RNA of Somion occarium, 799 nucleotides long. NCBI's taxonomy places the organism in Eukaryota, Fungi, Basidiomycota, Agaricomycetes, Polyporales, Cerrenaceae. The record is from the annotation of a GenBank genome assembly.